Perkinsus marinus ATCC 50983 is the source of this 189-nucleotide messenger RNA. RefSeq lists its product as hypothetical. Lineage: Eukaryota; Perkinsozoa; Perkinsida; Perkinsidae. The coding region runs from base 1 to 189 and encodes 62 amino acids. The record is from RefSeq and is a predicted model, not a curated record. The transcript has a single exon.
AUGGGUUCGAGCUCAUCUGCUUCGGCGUUGCAGACAACAACGGGUAUUCUAAUAGAACUUGCUAACGAAAGGUCGGCUAACGAGCUCUUGAACGGUGCCGACACUGCAGAUACACCUAUAUGGAAGGUUCUGGUCGACAACGUGGUCAACGAAGAAGAGCUUCAAGGUCUACCGGUGGAGAAGUUGUAG